AUGCGAUCCACAUUUUCAGAUAUUGAGGCAAGAGCCAAAGAUCUGACCAACUGUGAAGAAUACCAGCAACAGACAUCAAGACGAAUCAAGCGAAAUACAAAGUACGGCCAUUUCAGCGGCUCUGCCACACUCGACGACUUUGUUGAAAACCAAACACCUGGACAACGUUUCGAAGUUCAGAUGUUCAUUGUCACUAUUGAUAACUAA
Molecule: messenger RNA, 207 nt
Organism: Acanthoscelides obtectus
Lineage: Eukaryota; Metazoa; Arthropoda; Insecta; Coleoptera; Chrysomelidae
Source: the annotation of a GenBank genome assembly